Molecule: messenger RNA, 7418 nt
Organism: Linderina pennispora
Lineage: Eukaryota; Fungi; Kickxellomycota; Kickxellomycetes; Kickxellales; Kickxellaceae
Product: Oligoxyloglucan reducing end-specific cellobiohydrolase
Exons: 1
Coding region: 128-7327 (2399 amino acids)
Biological process (GO): Golgi to endosome transport; Golgi to vacuole transport; protein targeting to vacuole
Cellular component (GO): membrane; Golgi apparatus
Molecular function (GO): protein binding
Source: RefSeq, a predicted model, not a curated record
UAUCACUUGUUUUCAUUUUUGUAAGCUUACCACCCAUUUCCCUCUCUCUCUUUUGCUUUAAACUGGAGCCAUGAGAUUGCUCGCAUUCUCUGAAUUUAGACGGGCACCAGCAGCGUCGCUAUCCGCCAUGCUACGUGUAAUAUCUCUGGUAGCGCUGCUUUCGCUAGCCGCCCCACUGGCCUCCGCCAAGAGCCCAGGCGAGGCCCCGCACAUGCACCACACAUAUUUCCCGUCGCACCUCUCCAAGCUGUUCUACUUCAAGGACCCGCAAAUGCUGCUCGGGCUGGACCGCACCAACGGCAAGCUAUACCGCAGCCACGACCACGGCAAGAAAUGGGAGCACGUCACAGAGAUCCCAGCGCGCUCGGCCGCCCGGCUCUAUGGCCACCCGUUUGAGGACAAAAUCGCCUUUGUCUUAUCUUCAGGCACCGAGCACUGGGUGACGCGCGACGCAGGCAAGUCCUGGGAGGCUUUCAGCACGCCAUUGCCGCCGACAUCCUCUGGCGAGCGCGCAUUGGGGUUCCAUGCGCAGCGCACAAGCUGGAUUCUGUUUACAGGUGAGCGCUGCCACGAGGACACGGCGGGGUGGUGGCCGUUCCCGAAGAUGGUGUGCCAGGACGAGGCGUUCUACACGAAGGAUGCGUUUAAGGGAGCGGCCAAGGAGCAUAAGGCCGGGGAUAAGAGCGGCACCGGGAUCACCAGCCUGAUGGGCGAGAAGAAGCCGGUGGCAAAGUGCAUCUGGGCGCACCAGACCAAGGCGUUUGAGACUAUGGCUGAGGAGGCAAUCUUCUGCCUCGAGGUUGUCGACGCGAAGGAGGCGCAAAAGGGCAUGUCGAAGCGCUCUCUGCCCAUGGACACAUUCAGCGGCUCGCAAAUGUCGGCUGGGAAACUGCAUAUUCGUGACAUUGUUCGUCCCAGAACCCGCCAUAGCAGUAACACCCAGGAUACCGGUGUGCCAGAGAAUGCGCAUGCACGCACAAGCAAACGCAGUGUGCUUGGAGAUGCCAUUUCGGCCAUGGAGCAGCGCAGCCAGUAUGUUGUGCGGCUGGUCUCGUCGGAGAACUUUUUCGAGACCAAAAAGAUUGUGCACUUCGGGACCGGCACCGACGGCCACAGCGGGGACGCAGCAGGCGGCGGUGUUAUUGGCGUCAGCGUCAUGAAGGACUAUAUAGUCGCGGCUAUUAGCCACGCAAACUCGGACGAAAUGGAUCUGUUUGUGUCUGUGGAUGGCCACACAUGGGCAGAGUCGCACCUGCCGCUGCCCCCAGGCGCCGAGGCUGAUGCGUACACAAUCCUGGAGUCGACGGAGCACGCAAUGUUUGUCGAUGUGGUCAUGUCGACGACCAGGGCAGUUGGCUCGCUGUUCCGUUCCAACUCCAACGGCACGUACUACACGCAGUCGCUGGAGCACACGCACCGCGACAAGGAGGGAUUUGUCGAUGUCGAGCGUGUUCAGGGCGUUGAAGGCGUGGUGAUUGCCAACCAGGUGUCCAACUGGGACGAAGUUGGCAAAGGCGGCCUGUUCCACCGCGACCAGAUCCAGCUGCGCAGCCGCAUCUCAUUCAACGACGGUGCCCGGUGGCGGUUCCUGCGUGCGCCUGAAAAGGACCUCGAUGGCAAGAAAUACGGCUGCACAGACGACGGGUGGAAGACCGGCGAAUGUGCAUUGCACGUGCAUUCGGUCACAUCGACCAUGUCGCCGGGCAAGAUUUUCGGCACCAAGUCGUCGUCAGGUGUCAUUAUGGCUGUAGGCAAUGUCGGCCCGAAACUGCUAAAGUGGAACGAGUGCGAUACGUUCAUGAGCCGCGACGGCGGCGUCUCGUGGUCGAUGAUUCACCGGGAUGCCCACCACACGCAGAUAGCCGAUUCCGGUGCCGUCCUGGUGCUUGCCAACAGCGAGGAGCCCACCGAUGUGCUCAGCUACUCGCUUGAUGGCGGCGACUCGUGGGAAAACGCAUCGUUUGACCACAAGAUCCGGGUCCGUGCGCUUACUGUUGACGAUGAUGGCCUCUCGCCCGUAGUGCUUGUGUCUGGAAUCGUGCGUGACGGCUCGCACAAGAACGAGCAGGUGAUCUUGGCCGCCGACUUCAAGAAGUCGUGGAAGCGCCAGUGCAAUAUCGAUCCCAGGGACCCGAAGGCCAACAAGGAUAUUGAGCAGUUUGUGCUGCGCGCACAUGAGGACAAUGACUGCGUGAUGGGCCAUAAAUCCGACCACUUCCGCCGCAUCGCCAACGCGCAGUGCUACAUGGGCCUGAAUCAGGUCAUUCUGCCAAUCCAGGAGGACUGCGCGUGCUCUGAGCACGACUUUGAGUGCGACUACAACUACGCGCUGAACGAUAAGGGCAAGUGCGAGCUGGUUGGCGAUCUGGUGGUCCCGCGAGGCGAGUGCCUGAAGGAAGGCGCCCACUUCAUGGCAUCGUCAGGAUACCGACAGAUCCCCGGCAACACAUGCACCAGAGGCAAGGGCAAGGAGCUGGAUAAGCCAGUCGACAAGCUGUGCCCCCGCGUGCAGUCUCCACACGGCGACAACCGCCACGAUGGUGAGAGCAAGGGCGAUACCAGCCACUACGGCCCCGUCAGCCACCACACGUCGGUCUUCAACGGCGAGAUCCGCAUGACGCCGUUCCCAAACUCCACAGUGUAUCUGAUUCUGUCGUCCAGCCAUGAGCUGUACCGGUCUGAGGACUCAGGCGCCAAGUGGUCCAAGAUCGAUCUGGCCACUGCCACCAAAAUAGGCCCCAAGGUCGGAAAGCCCGUGUAUCUGGUGCGUCACACGUACGACGAGAAGCGCGCGUUUGUCUAUACCGACACCGACCACUUGGUAUACUCACCCGAUCGCGGAGGCUCCUGGACUGUCAUCGAGCAUCUGCCGUCAGCUGCCAAUGCUUUGCAUGUGCGACCGAUUAUCGACUUUAACCCAGAGAACGCAGACUGGCUGCUGUUUGUCGGCGGCACCGCAUGCCCCGGCUGCCACACCGAGAUCUGGGUGUCCAAGGAUAACGGGCAAAAGUGGAGCCGCAUAACGACACAUGCGACCAAGUGCCUGUUUGCACGGUCCAAGCAGUUCAGCAAUCUGCCAACCUCAGCCGUCGUGUGUGCGAACUACCGGCACACCAGUGGCUCUCACAACGAGCAGGACCGCAAGGGCAAUAAGAACCACCCCGACAACUACCUGGAGGUGCGGGUAUUCAGCAAUCCCUUUGAGAGCAGCAAGUACCACCCGAUCAGCUUCGCCAACCCCAAAGAGAGCGAUGUGCUGGACUUUUACAUUUACAGCCGCUUCCUGGUCAUUGCGGUGCUGGAGCACAUGCCCGACGAACAAGGCCACACGACGACACAGCUCAAACUGUAUGUCUCGGAGGACGGCAAGUCAGUGCAUGAGGCGCGGUUCCCGCCGGGGGUGAAUCUGACGCCCGAAGGCUUCACGCUGUUGCCGACGCACGGCGGCACAAUCAUUGUCGACGUGGAGGGCGCGCCGAGCACCGGCGACCCCGACCGGUCGCUGGGGUGGGGCACAUUGUUUGCCAGCAACAGCAACGGCACGCACUUCCACCUUGUCAUCGAGCACACCAACCGCAACCACCUGGGCUUUGUCGACUUUGACCGCGUCGAGGGCACUGAGGGUCUGCUGAUGGCCAACCGAGUGCUCAACACCGAAGCCCUGGGCAAGCCCGGGGUGUACAAGCAGGUGCAGACAGUGGCCAGCCGCGACGACGGCCGCACGUGGCGGGUCCUAGAAGCCCCGCUCAAGGACAACCACGGCAAGGAUAUCGACUGCCUCGACUGCACGCUGAAUCUGUACGGGCGAGCCUCGCUGCUUAGCGCCGGGCCCCUGUACGGAACGGUCACAGCGCCUGGCUACAUGCUGGGCGUAGGUUCUGUUGGCAACCAUUUGGGGCGGUAUAGUGCGGCACACACGUAUCUGUCGCGCGACGCAGGCAUCAGCUGGAGCCAAGUCCACGAUGGCGAGGCGCAGUAUGAGUUUGGUGACCACGGCGGCCUGCUGGUCCUGAUCGACGACGACGGGCCGACCGACACCCUGUGGUUCUCGUACGAUGCCGGUAUCUCCUGGAAGUCAUACAAGUUCUCCAGCAACUCGCGCGUAGUGGUUGAUGCCAUCAGCAACGGCCUGACCAGCGGCGGGCAGAUGAUCUCGAUUAUUGCCCGCGAGGUCACCAAGGAGGGGCGCGUCAAGAUCGGCGAGACAUGCGCCAUCAGCGUCGACUUCUCAAAGGUCCUGACCCGGCAGUGCAAAAUCGACCGGCGCGACCACGAAAAGAGCGACUUUGAGCUAUGGACGCCGCACAUCAUUGAUGUCCAUGGGCGCAGCGAGGAUGUCUGUGUAUUCGGUCAGGCCACGUCGUACUGGCGCCGCAAGCCCAGCACCGACUGCUGGGUCGGCGACCAGUUCUCCUUGCCUGAGACCAGCAAGUCCACGUGCAAAUGCACAAUGCGCGACUUUGAGUGCGACGAGGGGUUCUGGCUCAACGACAACGGCGAGUGUGUGCUGGAUGGCGCCGACCCGCACCAGCCAAAGGACUGCCGCGAGGGAUCAACGUAUACAGGCCGGUCUGGCUACAAAAAGGUCGCCUUGUCGCAGUGCUCGGGCGGCGAUGAUCUCGAGAAGCCCGUGCAACGCGUGUGUGGGCGGUCUGGCGGUCUGGUGGCAGUUGCCCAUGAGCUUGACUCGCAGCUGGUCGACCUCCAGUACUUCCGCAAGUCCCACCAUAUGCUGGCGCUGACUGACACGCACAGAGUCAUGGUGAGCCUGGACGAAGGGGCCAAGUGGUCUGACCUCCCGGCCGAAGGCGCCAAGGACGUGGACAAGAUCCGCACCAUCAUCCGCCACCCGUACUUUGACGACUACGCCUACUUUUUGCCUGAAUCCGGCACCGUGGCCCUAUACACGUCAGAUGAAGCACGCACCACCCGCAAGCUGCAUGUCCCGACUUCGCCUGCGCACUUUUAUCCGCCCGUCCUGCGGUUCCACCCGGAGCGGCCUGACUGGAUCAUCUUUUUGGGCCAGCCCAACGAAAAGUGCCAGAACGAGGAUAGCCUGGACUGCCAGGUCGAGGCUUUUGUCAGCAAGGACCAUGGCGCACACUGGGACGCUUUGGUGGCUCCAGUGGGCUCCGGCGGUUGCUCGUUCCUACGCACCGACCGGCUGACUGCGGCGGGCCGCGACUCGAUCGUAUGUGCACGGCACCACAAAUCGCGCGAGGGAGCUGGCAACCUGGUCGUCAGCGACAACUGGUUCAAGAAGAACGAGCAGGUUCUGGUCAAGAAUGCCACCGACUUCACGAUCAUGGGCGAGUUCCUUUUGAUCUCCGAGGAGUCCUCUGACGCCAACUCGCUGGCCAUGCACAUUUCGCUCAACGGCAAGACGUCAGCCGUGGCCAAGUUCCCCGGCAACAAGCAGAAGAUGGAUCCGGCAUACACAGUGCUGGAGCCCCCCGAUGGCUUCGAGUACCGCGACGACAAGGGUCGCAACCAGAAGAUGCCUGGGGGCGGCUUGAUGAUGCACGUGACCAAGAACGCGAAGCCGGGCGCCGAAUACGGCACCAUUUACGCGUCCAACUCCAACGGCACAUACUACCGCCAAACGCUGGAGCAUGUCAACCGCGACGAGUCGGGCCUGGUCGACUUUGAGCGCAUCCGUGCGCUAGAAGGCGUAGCAAUCGCCAACAUUGUGUCCAACGUCGACGACGUCGAGAAACACCAAAAGCCCAAGAAACUGCAGUCCGUUAUCACCAUGGACAGCGGCGCGCGCUGGCACUUCCUUUUCGUCGACGGCCGCACGCCCUGCCACAUGACUGCCCCCCGUCGCGGCGACUGCGCUCUGCAUCUGCACGGAUACACCGAGGUAUCUGAUCCCGAGAACAUCUACUCGGCAUCGGGCGCUGUCGGCCUGGUCAUGGGCGUCGGCAACGUGGGCCCAGCGCUGGCCCGGCUUGGCGAGUCCGACACGUUCCUGUCGCAUGACGGCGGUGCCCACUGGCAGCUUGCCCGCAAGGGUGCCAAGUGGCAUGAAUUCGGUGACCAUGGUGCCAUUAUUGUCGUGGCCGACCGCAUCCACCCGGUUGCUGAAGUCGAGUAUUCGCUGGACCGCGGAAAAUCCUGGCUGAAGUUGGCGCUGCCGCAGGAGGCCAAAUCCAUGCGCGUCGAGAUGCUGACCACCACCCCCGACUCCACCAGCCGCAAGUUCCUGCUGUACGGCAAAAAGGAUAACAGCAAACGAGGCAUUUUGGUCAGCCUGGACUUUGUUGGCGCCCAGCCGCGCAUGUGCAAGUACGACCCGUCCGGCCACCAGCACAAGACCAACAACGACGACUUUGAGCUGUUCGCUCCGGUGCCCAUCGACUCGGAUGACUCGUGCAUCCUGGGCCGCAAGGUGCAGUACUACCGGCGGAUCGCCGACCGCACCUGCUACGUGGGCGACGAGUUCCGCAGUGUCCGCUACAUCUCCGAGAUCUGUGCCUGCACGGAACGCGACUAUGAGUGCAAUUUCAACUUUGUGCGCACCAACCAGGACGACAACCCGUGGGGCAAAUGCGUGCUCGUCAAGGGCAUGCAGGCGCCGCGCACAAACUGCACUGAGGGCCACAAGGAGUAUUUUGAGAUUGAGGCCCCCUACCGCAAGAUCCCGCAGUCUGUAUGUGAAAAGGGUCUGGUCCUGGACCGCCCCGAGGAGGUCUGGUGCCCAGGCAAGGCGCGUGCCAUCGCUAUCUUCUGGUCAUUAUUCCUGCCAGUAGUUUUCCUGGCGCUGGCUUAUUUUGGCUACAAGUCCUGGCGCGACCGCUACCCCUACCUCCGCCUCGAAGACAUCGCCAUUGGCCCAGCCAUCCGAGACUGGAGCCACCAUACCAGUGCCAAUUCAGGCGUGCUGAAGCAGAUCGAGCCCGUGUUUUUGGGCGCCGUGGCGACCGUGCAUGCUCUGGGAGGUGCGGUCAAGGACGGCAUUCUGUGGGGCGUCGAUCGCGCGGCUCCCUAUUUGCCUGCGUCUGUGCAGCGGUGGUCCUAUGAGCAUCCGCCGCGCUGGGGAGCCUCCCUGACCAUGGACGGACGGUCGCGGCGCCAGCUGCGGCGCGGCGACGGCGGCAGCAGGUACUCGUAUCACCCGCUGAAUGACAGCGAGGCGGCAUCGCGCAUCUUUGGCACAUACGAUGACGCCCAUGACGAAUACGAUGAGUUCGAGGCCGGAUUCAACCAUUUCUUGGAGGAGGAAGGGGAUGGCACCUUUGGGACCGGCGAGGGCGAUGCCCAGCCGGUUGACCGCCAGGUGCUGUUUGCUAAUACCGAAUUCUCUGAUGAGGAGGAGGAGCAAUAAUCCUGAGUGUCAUGAAUAUUUACCAUACGUCUGUUCCCUGGAAUACAUCUACACUUUUCCUCUUUUUUGUUCUCAUUAAACUACUUUGAAC